UCUUCUAAAAACUAAGGUAAACUUUUGCAUUGAUUGUUACAGUUUGGUUCCAGGUGGGCAAAUUAGAGACCCAUCGGGAAUUUUAGAGCACUCAGUAUAGUAUCUCCCUCUCUUGGUUUGGUCACCAACUCUAGAUAGAGAAUUUUUGUGUGACUUCCUGUGCUUCAUUAAAAGUUAUUUGGUAAAUUUGCUUAAUCUAACCAUAGAUAUUUUUGAUGCCUUCUAUGGACGAAAUACAGCACAAUAAACAAAGCAGUUAUAUAACGAUAUUUGCUAUCUGGAAUUCGAUGGUGGGAGGAGGCCUUGUCAGCCACCCUUGGGCCUUCUCUGAGUCAGGGAUUCUACUGUCAUUAGCCAUCAAUUUUUGAGUCAUGAUGGUCUGUUUUUACACAUGAAACUUAGUUGUGAUAUGAGGUAAAGGUGACUAUGAUUUCUUGAUUACUCUCAACAGAUUCUUUGGUAAGAAAGGUCAAUAUGCAGCAAUAGUAACUACAAUUAUAAUGUUAUAUGGAGGAGUCUUGAUAUAUUACCAGCUACAGACACAGACUUUAUUCCCCUUCAUUAUCGGGAUAAAAGAUAUCUUCACCGAGACUUACACAGCAAGUGUGGAGACUGAUGUUGACUUCUCAACUUUCUCACUGACAUGGACGAGUAUAAUAAUUUUCCUCCCAUUAUACUUCAUUGUGUGAAUGAAGGACAGAUCUAUAUUCAUCAAAAUCUCGAGUAUAGGUGUAGUUUUUAUCAUAAUCCAAAUUAUCUUCGUUGUAGUUAUGUUUAUCUACUCUUUAACAAAUACUGAAUACUACUUAACUCUAGUUCAAGAAGAAAGUGAUGGGCCAGAGAAUAUAGCAAUGUUCCAUACAAACUUCCAGUCGUUAACAGGUAUGCUCGCAGCUGGAUAUUACCUCCACCAGUUAGGAUUGCCAAUUAUUUUGGACAAUAAAGAUCAAGAUAAAAAUACAAGAGAUACUUUCUGAGGAUAUUUCUUGGUCUUCUUCACCUAUUGCAUCAUUGGAAUUUGAGGAUAUUUUGGAUUCAGUGGAAGCUAUUUCAAAGGGAUGCCCAUAAAGCAAAAUUUGUUAAACAUGUUCCCUACAAGUAAUCCAAUAGCUACACUUGUGAGGGUAGUCUCGUUCAUCCAAAUCUUUUCCGUCUACCCUCUUCUUUUUCAUAUUGUGAGAGUCAACUUCUUCAAGGCUAUUGGGAAGAUUGAAUUCGAAGGUUAUGUGUUUUAUAUCUACAACUUUAUUGCGAGUCUUCCUUGAGUAGUCCUCGCAAUAUGGUACCCAAGAGUAGGAGACAUGCUGGGCUAUUGAGGGAGCAUCUUGGGUAUCUUCGCUAUUUAUCUCUUACCAGCGAUACUUCACCUCAGGAGAACUUGGCUUGAAGUCAAAGAUCCUGAAGCUCUGUAUAUUCUUGAGAGUUCUCAUGAAAAGGAAGGCCAAGGCAAUCUUUGAUCUAAACCAGAAGCCCAAAUAUUUAAUGAUCCAGCUUCUGACGAGCUUAAGGAGAGAUUCUUAGACAAAGAGCAAGAUAUGUCCGAUGAAGUCGGGAUAACAACUACUAAUGGCAACAUCAAAAAGUUUGAGAAGAAGCCGAUGUCCAAAUUCAUCACUGCAUUAUGCCUAGAUUCACUUGCAGUAGGCUUUGGAAUGGUGGUUUUCGUCCUUCAGUUUAUAACAUUUUAG
Molecule: messenger RNA, 1688 nt
Organism: Moneuplotes crassus
Lineage: Eukaryota; Ciliophora; Spirotrichea; Euplotida; Euplotidae
Source: the annotation of a GenBank genome assembly